CACGCCAUGGAGGAGCGCGCCAACCUCAUGAACAUGAUGAAGCUCAGUGUCAAAAUCCUGAUCCAGUCAGCCCUGAGCCUCGGCCGGACCCUGGACUCCGACUUCCCUCCCCUGCAGCAGUUCUUCGUGGUGCUGGAGCACUGCCUGAAGCACGGGCUGAAAGUGAAGAAGACUUUUAUUGGACAGAACAAAUCAUUUUUUGGCCCUUUGGAGCUAGUGGAAAAACUUUGUCCUGAAGCAUCAGAUAUAGCAACUAGUGUUAAAAAUCUUCCGGAGCUAAAGACUGCUGUGGGAAGAGGAAGGGCUUGGCUUUAUCUAGCACUCAUGCAGAAGAAACUGGCAGAUUAUCUCAAAGUACUCUUGGACCAUAAACAUCUGUUAAGUGAGUUUUACGAAGCCGAUGCGUUGAUGAUGGAGGAGGAAGGAGCAGUCAUUGUGGGCCUGCUAGUUGGGCUGAAUGUUAUUGAUGCAAACCUUUGCUUGAAAGGAGAAGACUUGGAUUCCCAGGUUGGAGUGAUUGAUUUUUCCUUGUACCUGAAGGAAACACAGGACAGUGAUGGCAAACAGUAUGUAUGGUCAAUUAGGAUUACAGCUGUCCUUGAUCAGAAGCAUUACGUGGAAGAACUCAACCGACAUCUAAGUUGCACGGUUGCAGAUCUUCAGAACAAAAUAGACUGUCUAGAAAAGACCAAUUCAAAACUCCAGGAAGAGCUUGCAGCAGCAACUGACCGGAUUGGAUCCCUUCAGGAAGAGCAGCAGCAGCUGAAACAACAGAACGAGUUAAUUCGUGAACGCAGUGAAAAAAGUGUGGAGGUUACAAAAGAGGAUACAAAAGUAGAAUUGGAUACUUACAAGCAGUCACGCCAGGGUCUUGAUGAAAUGUACAGUGAUGUUUGGAAGCAGUUGAAAGAAGAAAAAAAGAUAAGGCUGGAACUAGAGAAAGAGCUGGAGCUCCAAAUUGGAAUGAAAACAGAAAUGGAAAUUGCCAUGAAACUUCUGGAAAAAGAUACUCAUGAAAAGCAAGACACUUUAGUUGCACUUCGCCAGCAGCUGGAAGAAGUCAAGGCCAUUAACCUGCAGAUGUUUCACAAGUCUCAGAAUGCAGAGUGUUCAUUACAGCAAAAAGCAGAAGCCAUAUCCUCUUUUGAAGGAAAAACAAAUGAGAUGAUGUCUUCUAUGAAACAAAUGGAAGAGAGAUUGCAGCAUGCAGAAAAGGCAAAGCAGGCUGCAGAAGAAAGAUGCAACAAGAUGAAGCAAGAGCUUGCUGGCAGGCUUGACACUUGUCGGCAACAGAUGUCCCAGCUGGAUAGCAAAUGCUCAACUUUGGAAAAGGAAUUAAAAUCUGAAAAGGAACAGAGACAAACUUUACAAAAAGAACUACACCAAGAGAAAGAUGCUACCACUCUGCUUAAAACAGAACUGCAACAAAUGGAAGGACUGAAAAAGGAGCUGAGAAAACUGCAAGAUGAGAAGCAGCAGUUGGAGAAAGUCUGUGAGGAGCAGGAACAAGCUCUUCAAGAAAUGGGACUUCAUCUCAGCCAAUCAAAGUUGAAGAUGGAAGAUAUUAAAGAAGUAAAUAAAGCACUAAAGGGUCAUACCUGGCUGAAGGAUGACGAAGCGACACACUGCAAGCAAUGUGAGAAGGAAUUCUCUAUCUCAAGAAGGAAGCAUCACUGCAGAAACUGCGGGGACAUCUUCUGCAACACCUGUUCCAGCAAUGAACUGGCACUGCCAUCCUACCCCAAACCUGUCCGCGUCUGCGACACUUGCCACACUUUGCUCCUGCAGCGGUGCUCCUCCAACUCCUCCUAAGGCUUUUGUAACCUGCACAUUGGAAAGUAGCCAUUAUUUUUUAAAUUAUGAAUUCCAGGCAUCUUCUGUGCAGCAGAUGGUCUGGUCUCUACAGUUUUCCACUGUAAGACAGAGCAAUGUAAGA
Molecule: messenger RNA, 1936 nt
Organism: Merops nubicus (carmine bee-eater)
Lineage: Eukaryota; Metazoa; Chordata; Aves; Coraciiformes; Meropidae
Gene: RUFY1
Product: RUN and FYVE domain containing 1
Exons: 17
Coding region: 7-1812 (601 amino acids)
Biological process (GO): regulation of endocytosis; protein transport
Cellular component (GO): cytoplasm
Molecular function (GO): metal ion binding
Source: RefSeq, a predicted model, not a curated record